Caenorhabditis elegans is the source of this 1058-nucleotide messenger RNA. RefSeq names its product Exonuclease domain-containing protein (gene Y56A3A.33). Gene Ontology annotation, cellular component: nucleus. The record is from RefSeq and is marked reviewed. Gene Ontology annotation, biological process: negative regulation of gene expression. Lineage: Eukaryota; Metazoa; Nematoda; Chromadorea; Rhabditida; Rhabditidae. Gene Ontology annotation, molecular function: exonuclease activity; nucleic acid binding.
AAACUUCAUAAUGGUCAUUGAAUUGCAUCAAUUGAAGAAAAAGCGCACCGGAGCCAGCUUGAGCUCAAUUAGCUCGACAAGUUCGGAGGAAUUAUCAAUUCCUGUGGAACCACUUCAAAAAAUGGCUCCAGCCAAGCUCUACAACGAGCUCCUGCCAUUGAAGCUGAGCUUCGAGCAGCUAAAGCAAAAUGGGUACCCAUUUUGGUGCUCAACUUCCAGUCAAGCUGUCUUCGCGGCAACCGCCAACAACAAGAAGGACUGGGCUGCUCCAAACGAUUUCUACCGCAAAUGCUCGAGAUGCUCAAAAGGCUUCUACCUGAACCCGGACGGAACCGCAAACGCCCAAAAAUGCGUUUACCAUCACCGAGCCAAGUGGGAUCCGUUGACCGGGAAGAAGCAUUUGCCGUGUUGCUCCGCCAAGCCGGGUCCUUCCACAAAAGGAUGUCUGGUUGAGGAUCGCCACGUGUUCUCCCAGUCGUGGGAGGAUACCCUGUGGGAGUUUGUGGUUAGUCCACAGGCGAAAGGAAAGGAUGAUCAUCGGAGCAAUAAGGUAUUCGCCCUGGAUUGUGAGCUGGUCCAUACUCUCAACGGGCUCGAGGUGGCUAGAGUGAGCUUGGUCGACAUGAAGGGCAAAGUGCUGCUGGACACUUUUGCCCUUCCUGUAUUUGAAGUAAUCAGCUUCAACAGCACGUUUUCGGGCGUCACCGAGAAGGAUAUGGAGUCGGCGAUUUCAUUGGAAGCGUGUCGCCUGCAGCUCUUCCAACUCAUCAACUCUGAAACCCUGCUCGUCGGUCACUCCCUGGAAUCGGAUCUGAAAGCUCUCCGCCUUGUCCACCACAAUGUCAUCGACACUGCAGUCCUGUUCUCGAUCGUCGAUCCAUCCAGAUCCUACAUUCUCAAGUUGUCCCUUCAGAAUCUUGCGAAGAAAUAUCUGUGUAAGGAUGUUCAGUCGGAAGCGUCGGGUCAUUCGUCGAUUGAGGAUAGCCAUACUUGUAUGGAGCUUCUUGCCACUCGGCAUUUGUUGUCUGUUAAGUUGUGAAUAAAUUAAUUGGUUUAAA